This is a messenger RNA of Pseudo-nitzschia multistriata, 822 nucleotides long. NCBI's taxonomy places the organism in Eukaryota, Bacillariophyta, Bacillariophyceae, Bacillariales, Bacillariaceae. The record is from the annotation of a GenBank genome assembly.
CCAAAAGAACGGGAGUAUUACCGAAGAGACGACAAAACGGAUACCAGAAAAACAAAAAAUUUAGCAGCCGAAUCAUGACGCAGAAGAUCACAACAAACAUGUUGCUGGGGCUUCUGGUUUCCAGUGUCGCAAUCAAUUCCAACAACUGUUCCGUUCACGCCUUCACUGGAAUGAAAUCGCUUAGCAGAAAUUGUCGCGGCAGUAAUCUCGCGAGAUCGCCAUCGGUUGUUUUCAUGAGCGACGACAGAAGCAAAGACGACGAGAUUGCCAAGCUGGAGGAACAAUUGAGAAAACUCAAGGAGGAAAAGACGUCCGAAGAAACAGCGGUAGCGGCGACCACCACCACAACCAUAGAAGAAGAAGAAGAAGACGAAGAAAUGAUAUCCCUAGAGGAGGCCUCUAUGGAUAUGUUCCUGUCGGAGGGCUGGAAGGAAGCCCGGUCUAACUACGAUCCCAGCAACACGGCGACCAAGAAACGCCAAGAGGAGGAACAAGGCAAUUUGAUAGGAACRGUGGYAAAGUUAGCAGGAGGAAUCCUGGCGUUGGUGCUCUUUUCUCAGAUACCUGUCGGCCAAGAAGACUUGUCCAAGUAUUCCAGCAUCAAGUCGGGACCGGCAACGACCACCAUUGAUCUAGGCGAUACCAACAAGGUCAAGGGACAAACGAUGGGAGAUCUGUGAACGAACCUACAACAACUUAUAUUGCUUUAGCUAGUUGAGAAAUUCAAAUCAUCGUGUGAUGGGCUCUACGCCACCAUCCAACAAGGGCAAAAAGAGAGUCAGUCCGACAAAAAUCUGUGCGAAAUAAAAUUGAAUAUGAAGU